Gadus chalcogrammus (walleye pollock) is the source of this 5890-nucleotide messenger RNA. RefSeq names its product zinc finger protein PLAGL2-like. The record is from RefSeq and is a predicted model, not a curated record. The transcript has a single exon. The coding region runs from base 369 to 1694 and encodes 441 amino acids. Lineage: Eukaryota; Metazoa; Chordata; Actinopteri; Gadiformes; Gadidae.
UCCUCACAGGCCAGAACAACGUAGAACCAGUCCGGUCCUCCAGAGAAGAAGAAGAGUGACUCAUCCCUUACAGCCCUUCUGGGGUUGCUAUGGCAGCUGCUGUCACCCAAACCAAUCUCUGGAUCCAGGAUUCGCCCAGCAAGGCGGGGAACACCACUAGGAGCUGCCAUAAAAGGGCAUCGUACAACCAACAAGCAGCACUUAGGAUCCAGCCCUGCGGCUCGAGUAUCGGGGACGGCCAGGUGUCUACACUCUGAUGGUCAGCCCCCGGGAGCAUCCCCAUGAGUCUUGUUUGCGUCUGGUCAGGCUUCUGGCCAAAGUCCUCGCACACCCCGAAGAGAGCCAGCCACUGUUCUGCCCGCUAGACCAUGUUCCAACAGCAGGACCAUCUGAAGAGCCAGCUGCAGGAGGCCCACGCGGCCCACCGGCAGCUCUUCCAGUGCCAGGAGUGCGGUAAGCAGUACAACACCCAGCUGGGCUACCGGCGGCACCUGGUGGCGGCGCACGGCACCACCGCCGCCGGCCUGCCCUGCCACGACGGGCCGCCCCCCUCCCUGCUGGAGCACCCGGGCGGCCACGACGACCGGCCGGCCCCUCCCCCGGGCCCGGCGGGGGCCGGCACCGCCCUGCCGGUGCGCGAGCGCAAGUACUCGUGCGAGCGCUGCGACCGGCGCUUCUACACGCGCAAGGACGUCCGCCGGCACGCCGUGGUGCACACGGGCCGCCGCGACUUCCUGUGCCCGCGCUGCGCCCAGCGCUUCGGCCGGCGCGACCACCUGACCCGCCACCUGAAGAAGAGCCACGCCCAGGAGGCGGGGCUGACGGCCGGCGGCGGGAUGGCGGGCGGCCAUCCCGCGGCCGCGCCCUCCCCCUCCUCCGGCCUGUGCGCCGUGAAGGAGGAGCCCAGCCCGGUGACCUGCGACGGGGGCUCGGCCCCCAAGGAGCCCCCCGAGAGCCCCUUCUCCAUGGACAUGUACAGCUCCUACCCCAUGGCCAGCCCGGGCAUGGGCCACCACCACCACCACGGCCUCCUGCAGUCCUCCCUGUCCUCGGCCAUGGGCCGCCACAUGGCCCCCUCCCCCUCCCCGCACGGCCACCACCACCCCGCCCCGGGGGCCCCCCAGCAGCCCCCGGGGGCCGCCCAGCAGCAGCCGCCUGCCCAGCAGCAGGCCUACGGCGCCAUGCCGCGCUACCAGCACGGCGCCACCUCCUACCCCCGGGUGGACAUGGAGAGCUUCCUGCUGGACCUGCAGAGCGGCCUGCCGCCCAACCACCUGAGCACGGCGCCCCCCUCCUCCUCCUCCUCCGCCUCCCCCCCGCAGCGGGACGGCCUGCUGUCCGAGGGGGCGGGCGGGGGCGGCGGCGAGCUGUCCUGCGCCGCCAACAUGGACCUGGGCCCGCUGCUGGGCUUCCUGCCCUUCGGCCUGCCGCCCUACGGCGCCCACAUGGGCAUGGGGGGGCUGAUGAUGGGCUACCCGUCCGGCUCGGCCGCCAACGCCUCCUCCUCGUCUUCCUCCGGCGCCGGCCUGUCGCCCCAGCCGCCCGGGCCCUUCGCCCUCAUCCAGCCCCCCCAGGCUCACGUACCUCAGGGCCCCGGGGCCCACAGCCACAGCCAGCUACCUCAGGGGUACAGCAGCCCUGCUAUGAGCACUUCCAGCCCUCUACCUCGAUACUACCAGGCCUUUCAGCAGUAGGACGCUGCCCCCUGGGGCCCCCCACCCCGCUCAGAGGAGGUGGUCUCCCCCCCGCCCUGGAGGAACUCCAUGUGGAAGCAGGCCCACUGACUUAGAUCCAAACAACAAGAGCCACGUACUGUAGGUUGGCGCUAACCUUGCUUUUAUUUUGAAAAAAAAAAAGAGGGUGGGAGAGUGGGAGGGGUGGGGGUGUAACUUAGCUCUUUGAUGCUAAUAAUGCUAAUUGUUUUUUAUUAUUUUUCUUUCUUUUAACACAACAGAUCACCUCAGCAGUAUUACCUCAUUAUUUAAAAAGAAAGCUUGAAUGAGGAAGGGAGGGAACCUUGAUAUUCUCAGUCGAACCAAAAUACAGUACUUCCUGUAAAUCCUGUUACAAACAGUGGUUGCACUUAAAACAGAGAGUUCACAGAGGUGCAGGACAACACACACACGUGACACAUUGCUUGGAUAGUUCCCUGCUAACCCGCUACAUCGCUAAACACCAGUAUUUCAUUUUAUAUUUUUACACGAGAGAAGGCAGUGGAAUACUUAUAUUGAUAACAUGGGCUUGCCAUGUUUCACCUCAGGUCAGUGGAGACUCUGUUAUAAGAAUCUCAUCGGUCCACACGCAUUGGAUAGGAAUUAACCUUGUUUGAAACGCAACUCAUUACAGAUAAACACACUUCUCUAUUUGUAAACCUAGCAGCAGUAAUUUGACACAAACCUAAACUCACGGUAACACAGUCUGACUGGUUCGGUUAUCGCGUUGUGGAUUUUUAUGCUAAAUAACCUUUGAAUAUUUCUAAUGAGAAGUUUAGAAUAACCCCGGAGACUUGACUUGAGCUUCAACACAGCAGUUGUUCCUUCUAGGCAUCAUUCACAUUAUGAUUGAGGUUCAAAUGAUUGAUUCUGAUCACACCAAAUGUGUCAAUACAUUUGACGUAAUCGACACAACGUACGGUGUCGUGUUUAAGUGGGAAUACUUAAACAAACCCUUCUCUCUAUUCGGCUGUUAAACAGUAUUACCAAACGUUCACUAAGUAGCAGCUGAGAACUAAAGCUACCACUUUAUUCCUCUAAAACGACCAGAUUCCCACCACAUUAAACCAUAACUAACAAACCUUAGAAAUAGAAAACCACAGUUUGAAUUCUAUUGCUGCUAGAUGCAAGAAGCAUUUAAUAUGCAAACAUUUUGUUUAAAAGGGACACGCGCACUUCUUCUUAUAAAUGUUUAUACGAGUUCCAAGCAUGGCGCAAGCUCCAAAACAGAAACAAGAACAUCGUUUUUAUUAACAUCCAUCUUCUCCCACACAUGCUGACAGGGUGGGAGGGGAGGGAGGGGAGGGGGGCGGGGUUCCUUCAGAUAAACAAACAAGAAGUCGCAUUUCUCCGGGGCCAACCGGAGACCCUCUGCUGGGAAGAAUAGGUGAGCCCCGAGGGAGAGGGUGGCGCUCAAGUAGCAUCCUGUCGAUUAAACAAGACUCUCUCCAUCGAGAUGUGGACCUCAGGAGCAACAUCUGAAACUCUGAGUCCUCAUUGAUCACGUUGAGAAUUCAGACCCCCCCCCCUCCCCUCCCCUCGCGCCCUGAACGGACUCUUGGGUCAAACUCGCCUUUACCCACUUCGGGUGACGCAACUCAAAGAGUCACCCCCUGGGUUAGAUAGGGUGUGAGUGUUUUUUUCUUUUAAGGACAUUGUUUGAGUUGGGAGUUGUUUUUUUAGUGGAAUAGUUAGUGAGAGCCUCACUGCUCUGCCUUACCGCCAUCGUUGCUGUAUUUUGAAGGAAACUCCUUGACCCCCCCCCCCCCCCCCCCCCACACACACACACACACACACACACACAAAGUUGCACCAAUGUCUUAAAAUGCUACUGUUGUGCCUCUGAAAGAGUGUCAGACCUCUUCACAUGGUUAAAGCACUUAUGACAUUUUAUGAAAAAACAAAACAAAAAAAACAAGGAUGAAAUUGAACUAUUUUACCUCAUCAGAACAUGCUGACAUUGCUGUCAAUUUCUCUUUCUUUAAAUAUAUAUAUAUGAUUUUUGUUUUUUGGCUUCUUAGUUAUUUGGGCUCUUAUUUGUGCCAUUAGGUUGAAAGUAUAAUGGUAGAUUUUUAUGAAUCAGAACUCUUUAUUUAGCAACAGUCCUCGACAUUAUAAUUCACUUAUAAAAAUGUCCUACCUCUUAUCGUUCUGUUAUUUUUUUCUCCUCUUUUUCUGCAAAAAAAAAAUCAUCAUAAAUGGCAUUAACAAUUUAGGCCGAUGGUAAAUAUGCGCGAAGAGUGUGAGAGAAAAAAAAAAGUGUUAAAUAGUUUAGAUAUAAAUCUUUUUACGACGUUGGCUGUGCGUCCUGAUGGCUGGGAUGAUGCUGUUUGUUCACGCCCCGUGUGUGAAGUUAUGUUCUAUUGUUCUAAAUGUUGACUACCUCAAGAGAAGAGCGACAAACCGCACUUCACCUAUAGCUACAGGACAGAUCUCUGUAUAGUUUUAUUCUGUCGGUGAGCGAGCAAGCACACAUACUUUGUAGGUCAUAGUUUGUUUAGUUUUAGUUUUUUCUUUUUUCCUUUUUGAGGUUAGAACCGUAGAGAGAGAAAUCAAUAUUUCUAGCGAGAUUGAGAACUGUGUUGCCUAGCGACUACGACCCAUGUGACAUUUUGCUCUUCCCUCACUAUCACAUUAUUACCUCAACUCUCAGUCUGGAAUGUUUACAAAGCUGAAUUAUCUGGACGUACGACUGAAGGAAUUUUACAAUAGCAUGCAAGUGAAAUGCACAGUGAUAGUGUUUGGUUUUUGCUUUGUUUAUGUUUUUCCUGAACACCGAUACCAAUUUAGUGAAGGUCAAUGGCCAACACCCCCUACCCCUCCUUUGGAAAUUAAAUUUAGAUAAUUGGAGACACAAUAUGACACAUUUUAAUAACAUUUAAUUUUGAUGAAGAGAUAUACGGCAUUGCUGUUCAGAUGCAAACCGCUGGACGAUAGGAAACAAUUUCACGUUGUAAUGAGUUGUCCAUACGUCGUAGCGGAUGCGUUGUCACAUUUUAUGGCCUUUAAUAGAUUAGACUGAUUAGUCGUUAUUUUUCUAUUUCCAAUAGACCAGACCCUGAUAUUAUGGUCUGUAUGUGGGUAACAAGGAGUGUUACAAAAUAAGUGUUGCUAUUUUUUUCUCCUGUCAUGAUUUCAUGUGAACCCAAUGAAAUAAUUGAACAUGCAAGGCUCCUUGUUGCCUUGAGGCCCACCAACGCUUUUAAUGUGAAGGGUCACGCCGGUAUUCACAGAUGCAUCAUAAGCUUUCUUGUGGUCAAGGCAUUAACAUUUACUUCCAAGCUUGUGAAUGGGUGUGUGCCUUUAUAUGGGCUGUGUUCAUAUCGCUACGACAUGGGAAACCACGUCAAAAUACACAUGACCCUAUAUUCAGGAUAUGAAAUUAUUAGUAUGAUGACUAAUCAAAAAGUGCUUCGGUGAACCAUAGCCUGGGAUGUUUCUUCACGCAGUAAUGGACAGACAGACUGUGUUUUUAUAUUGUGUAUGUCGACACGAUCACCAGUUACUUGACCAGGUAUAUUGGUCUGGAAGGCAUUGCGUAUACUGAAUAUCACAGUAGAAGCAACAAAAGGGAGCACAAAUGAUGCUAAGCAAUGUAGCCGUGGACGCACGGUACGACUUGUCGUCGACACAUUUGUUUUGAGGCCCGUAUUUCAGUUGGCUAAGAAUCAUUGGCCGGACUUUUAACUUUGUCAAAUUAGAACAUUUUGUAUUAGGCAUUUGUAGUAUCACCCGAUAGCUUAGAAAAAGGUUUAAAUCAAGAAUUAAAGAGUUGAUAUGCUAUUAUUUUCUAACUGUCAGAGCAUAACGCAAAAUGCAUAAUAAAUCACUCUUUAGAUUUAAACUGUUUCAUGAUUCUUUUCCCCCCCCCGUCUCCUUUGCUUCAUUCCACGGCUGCUCUUGGCUAUUUUAACAUGCAGGGUUAUAAAGGAUAUUAUUUGAUUAGUUUACUCAUUGUCAUUAAGCUUUGCCCUAAAUGGCUCAGCAUAACCACAAACCCGGAUAUUGUCAUGAUUACAUGAAUAGCCAUUAGCUCACGUUAUAUUUACACGCACCAAUCGAUUGUUCAUAUCCUACAGAAUACAUUAUAAAUCAAGAUAAAUACUCUGCCACAUUCCACAGCAGGCUAUGAAUGGUUAAACACCUGUACGGCCUUUGAGUAAAAAACUGGAUGGAAA